This is a messenger RNA of Ylistrum balloti, 567 nucleotides long. RefSeq lists its product as uncharacterized. Lineage: Eukaryota; Metazoa; Mollusca; Bivalvia; Pectinida; Pectinidae. The transcript has 8 exons. The annotation marks the transcript as partial. The record is from RefSeq and is a predicted model, not a curated record.
GCUGUGUCAUUAGACAGACAAAAACGUGCGCCGGGAAGGCAGCACCCCAGAUUAGGCAGGCGUUCGCAAGAGUUAUUAGAAAUACAGACACGAGGAUGGCAGCACCCACGUUUAGGCCGCAAGCGGUCGGCGGAAGAAUCUGAACUCUGGCAGACAAAUGAUAGCAUGGGCGGGCCCGAGACCGUGGAUAUUGACCCCGCCCUGAAGGAGCAGUGCGUUAACCUCUUUGUAGAUCUUUUAUCGUCUGCUAUACAGUCGAACCCGGAACGUUACCAGAACUUUUUAGCAUAUCCAAGAGGGGGUAGAUCAAGUAAUCCAAUGGCAUUCUCCAGAGAAGCACGGGCGAUGUUUAGCUACCCUAGGUUGGGGCGGUCCGGUGCUGGAUUCCCAUCCGAUGUGUUAGAUGGUCUUAGUUGCUGUAACGUUGGCGUCAAAUCCAUCAAUGGUAUGGCAAUUUGUUCGGCCAGCGAGUGUUGUGCAGGCCUCGAAGAAUACCGAGAUGUCAAGAAACCAUUUGUAUUCACUCUUUGCGUAUUUGAUAGCUCUGCUGAAGAGGACAAAGCGUGA